This is a messenger RNA of Euleptes europaea (tarantolino), 810 nucleotides long. RefSeq names its product proline rich transmembrane protein 2 (gene PRRT2). The coding region runs from base 1 to 708 and encodes 235 amino acids. NCBI's taxonomy places the organism in Eukaryota, Metazoa, Chordata, Lepidosauria, Squamata, Sphaerodactylidae. The record is from RefSeq and is a predicted model, not a curated record. Gene Ontology annotation, cellular component: membrane. The transcript is spliced from 3 exons.
AUGUCGGACGACGCCGAGACGAAGGAGGCCCCCCCAGAACAAGGACAGCAAGGAGAAGAGCAGCCCCAAGGGGAGCCGCAGGAGCCGCAGGAGCCGCCCCAGGCAUCGCCGCCACCCCCUCAGAGCCCCCCAGCUCCAAAAGCCCCGGAAUCGCCCGUGAUGGUGACGGUGACAAUCGAGGAACAGACCGUGGAGGGACCGCAGGAAAACGGGGAUCCUGUGGGGAUCAGGGCUGGCUCGGCCGAGGAGCUGGGGAGCACCCCGGCGCCCCCCACUAGCCCCCCUGCCCGCUCCAAAUCUGCAUCACUGAAUGACCUGAAGCCCCAGAACAGCAUCAAUGGCGGUCCAAGGGCCGUUGUGCGGAGCAGCCUUUCUGGGUCCCAGGUCCAGCUAGCGGGAGCAGCGGGGUCCCCGCGGGCCAGCCUGAGCCGGCAGGCCUCCACAGCGGGCUCCACGGCUGGCGACGCCAGGGAGAAGCCCAGAGACUACAUAUUCAUUGCGGCCCUCUCCUGCUUCUGCCCGAUCUGGCCUAUCAACAUCGUUGCCUUCGUGUACUCUGUCAUGUCGCGGAACAGCUUCCAGCAAGGAGACAUCGACGGGGCCAGACGCCUGGGAAGGGUCGCGAAGCUGCUGAGCGUUGUUGCAUUGGUCGGGGGUGUGCUCAUCAUUGUGGCUUCUUGCGCCAUCAACUUUGGAUUGUUCCAGUGAAGGUGGCAUUUGGCUGCCAACUUACCCCUGGCACCGAAAUUUCCAUCUUUGGAGCUGGGAGCCAGCAUGACCACACUACAUUCAUUGAUCCAUCCAUCCAUC